AUGUCCGACGACCCCUCAGGCUGGUCACUGACCGAGUCCGAUCCUCAGGUGUUCACCCAGCUUCUGCGCGAUCUCGGCGUCAAGGGUCUCCAGGUGGAUGACCUAUACUCGCUCGACGCGUCAACGCUGGAGACAUUAAAGCCUAUCCACGCACUCAUCUUCCUGUUCAAGCACGUUGGCUAUGGGGAUGGAUCAGGAUCUAGUGGGGUCGAGGUCGAUCCUUUAGAAAGUGGAGUUUGGUUCGCGAACCAGGUCAUUAACAACAGCUGCGGUACAUUGGCUGCUAUGAAUGCUGUAAUGAACAUCCCCGCUCAGAAGUCCGAGUAUGAGGGCGAGACCAUCGAGCUCGGCGCCGAAUUAGAUAACCUGCGCGACUUCGGAGCGGGCAUGGAGUCCAUGGACCUCGGCCACAUCCUCUCCUCCUCGGACCGAAUCCGAGAGGUCCACAACUCCUUCUCCAAAUCCUCUCCCUUCAGCAUGGACCCCUCCGCCUUCCCCGAGCGCGAGAAGGAGGACGCCUACCACUUCGUCACAUACCUCCCUAUCCAUGGCGUGCUGUAUGAGCUGGAUGGGCUGAGAAAGACGCCUGUCAUGCACGCGGCGGUGGAGGAUGAUUGGGUGGAUACGGCUCGGGAGACGAUUGAGGCGAGAAUAGCGGCCUACCCUGCUGGAUCUCUCAUGUUCAAUCUCCUCGCCAUCAGAUCAGCCGCCGUCCCACGGCUGACUCGGCAAAUUAAUGACGAUGCGACCCCUGCAGCGGAGAAGUACCAGCUCUCAGAUCAGCUCGAGCACGAAAAGUCCAAAGCUGCGCGGGGCAAGCUCGAAAAUACCCUCAGGCAGAAUAAUCUGCUUCCUGUGGUAUUCCAGCUGUUCAAAGAGAUGGGUCAGAGUGGGACUAUGGACAAGACCGUUGAGGACGCCCGGGCAAAGGGUAGGGAGAGAAGAGAAAAGGCCAAAGCAAAGGGCGAGGAGGAGUAG
This is a messenger RNA of Dioszegia hungarica, 978 nucleotides long. Its product is annotated as putative ubiquitin-specific protease. The transcript is spliced from 8 exons. The record is from RefSeq and is a predicted model, not a curated record. Bases 1 to 978 code for a protein of 325 amino acids. Gene Ontology annotation, biological process: protein deubiquitination; ubiquitin-dependent protein catabolic process. Gene Ontology annotation, molecular function: cysteine-type deubiquitinase activity. Gene Ontology annotation, cellular component: cytoplasm. Lineage: Eukaryota; Fungi; Basidiomycota; Tremellomycetes; Tremellales; Bulleribasidiaceae.